Messenger RNA from Batrachochytrium dendrobatidis JAM81, 1653 nucleotides. RefSeq lists its product as uncharacterized. The transcript has 4 exons. Lineage: Eukaryota; Fungi; Chytridiomycota; Chytridiomycetes; Rhizophydiales. Bases 20 to 1546 code for a protein of 508 amino acids. Gene Ontology annotation, molecular function: lipoic acid binding; acetyltransferase activity. The record is from RefSeq and is a predicted model, not a curated record. Gene Ontology annotation, cellular component: mitochondrion; cytoplasm.
CUUUAAAUAUAUUGCUGCCAUGCUCAUCCAGCUCACUACCCGAAUGGCAAAGUGUUCUCAGCGAUCACUGCUGGGUUCUUUCCGAUACCUAGGAAAUGCAUCCAGUAUCAAUUCAACUUCUGUCCGUACGCUCAGCACACAUGUUACUACCCAGCCCAUCUCAAUGGUCAAGUCUUGUGCUAAAACCAUGAAAUGGUCUGCUCACUGCUCGUGUCAUGUGAGAUCAUUUCACGCCUCGUCAGUGACUGCUGGCAAGGUGGUUCCGUUUUUACUUGCAGAUAUUGGUGAGGGAAUCACAGAAUGUGAUCUUAUUCAGUGGUUUGUGAAGCCUGGUGAUAAGGUUGAACAAUUCACCCGGAUCUGCGAGGUUCAGUCUGACAAGGCUGCUGUAGAUAUUUCGUCACGAUUUGAUGGAGUGAUUAAAACCCUCCAUUACAAAGUAGGCGAUAUUGCGUUGGUGGGAAAACCACUUGUCGACAUUGAACUGAAUGAAUCUGACGAGAAUAAUGUCGAAAGCUCUCCUGAACCGAUCGCUCGAGUUGAACCUUCUACUGUUCAUGUUCCCUCGACUGCUGCUCCUCCCACUCAUUCGGACGAUGUCGUCACAUAUGCCACUCCCGCUGUUCGUCGUGUUGCCAAAGAACACAAUGUUGAUCUGAAGUUGGUGGCCGGAAGUGGACCAGCAGGCCGGAUUCUCAAGGGUGAUGUAUUGGCUUAUAUUGCUGGUGAGCAAACUGGUGAGCAAGCUGUAUCUGAAACUGCAUCCCAAACUGUUGCUGCACCUACAAAAACAGAAAUAGUUGCUCUGACUCCCAUUCAAAAAGCCAUGUUUAAAACCAUGACCAAGUCUUUGCAGAUUCCACACUUUGGCUUCUCGGAUGAGAUUGAACUCAAUGCCAUCUCUGCUUUCAGAGCCUCGUUGAAUGAUCAUGUUAAAACACUUCCUGUGGGAACUUAUCCCUUCAAAAAGGUAUCAUAUAUGCCAAUAUUCUUGAAGGCUCUUUCCACUGCGUUGGCCGAGUAUCCCAUUCUGAACGCGUGCAUCAUAGAUGCUGAUGUGCCGGGCCAAGUAAAGCUACAAUACCGUGCAUCUCACAAUAUUGGAAUUGCAAUGGACACUCCUCAAGGAUUGAUUGUACCAAAUGUUAAAAAUGUGCAAAACAAGUCUAUUCUUGAAAUUGCCGCAGAUCUUGAGCGACUCAAGGAGGCUGGCAAAAAGGGAUCCAUUGCGCUCUCUGAUCUUCAGGGUGGAACCAUUACACUUUCCAACAUUGGAAAUAUUGGAGGAACUCUUCUUCAUCCUGUUCUUGUUACAUCCGAGGUUUGCAUUGGUGCAAUUGGAAAGGUUCAACGCCUUCCACGUUUUGAAACCCAAAUAGAUUCUGUUACAGGUCAAUCUGUCGAGCGUGUAGUCGCCAAGGAAAUAUUAAAUGUUAGUUUCAAUGCGGACCAUAGAGUCAUUGACGGUGCAACAAUGGGCCGAUUCGUACAGCUAUGGAAAACUUAUCUUGAGAACCCAUCCAUUUUGACUGCCAGACUCCAGUAAUCUUACUCUAUUGAUGUGUUUUGGAAUUUGGUUUGAUGAUUACUUUAAAAAUUGUAGGUUUAUCUGAUCAACUGUUGGAUCAAAAUAAAUUUGACUAAUUUUUUCAU